GUUAUAGGUCCAUAUCUAUACUGCUUAACGAUGAAGCUCGUUGUGACACUGCUAAUUCUAACGUUUCUUAUUUCGGCCAGUGCAAAAAAGAAAGUGCGUGCCAGGAUCGCCGGAGGCUAUAGAGCCAAGCCUUAUACGAUGACGUACCUCGUUGGAAUUCUCUUCGCCAAAUCUCACCUGUCCAAAAUUGAGUUAGGGGCCGGCACCAUAAUAUCGAACCAAUGGGUAAUUACAGUCAGGAAUGUCCUGAUCUAUGAGUUUAUCGAGGUACACUUUGGCUCGAGGAGACCGUGGUGGGGCUAUCGCCGUAAAAGGGUCUACAGUCAAAACUUUUACUUUCACUUUGAUAAAAAUCGCACUCUUGCCUUGGUAAAGGUGCCGUACCAGAAAUUCGACGAACGCCUAGACAGAGUACGUAUUCCAUCUUAUAAAGAUUGGCGUAAUCACUACGUGGGAGCUAAGACCGUGAUAUGCGGUUGGGGAAAUGGAAAAGUUGGAGGCGAUCCCCCCGAUUGGCUGCGCUGCGCUGUAGUAAAGCCCAUAACCAACGAGGAGUGCGCCAAGUAUUACCCCCAAUUGCAAUACUAUGAAAUGUGCACAUCCGGAGAUGAUAACAAAGGUAUUUGCGAUGGCGACAUUGGCGGUUCUGUGGUUUCUUUCCAGGGUAAGAUGAUGCUGAUUGGCGUUAUAAAUCUUAGACCCGCCAACUGUAGCGGGGGCUGGCCAUCGAUACACGUCCGGAUCAGCAAUCACUUAUUGUGGAUAAAGACAGUCACUGGAAUAUCUUACCGAUAAGCAAAGUCAUAUCCAUAUAUUUCUAAACACAGUUAUAUUGGAAACAAGGGCCACAUUAUGAUAUAUUUUAUUUUUGUAAUUAAACAAUCCAGAAACUGAUUUUAAAGUAGUAUGCAAAAAGCAUCCACCAACGAUUAUUUUUAAGUAACUUGAUAGCAUUAAAACAAUGAUUGUAGCUUAAUAAAUAAUUAAAAACAUUUUAUCAACAUUAUAA
This is a messenger RNA of Drosophila subpulchrella, 1009 nucleotides long. RefSeq names its product serine protease 1 (gene sphinx2). Gene Ontology annotation, biological process: proteolysis. The transcript has 2 exons. Gene Ontology annotation, molecular function: serine-type endopeptidase activity. NCBI's taxonomy places the organism in Eukaryota, Metazoa, Arthropoda, Insecta, Diptera, Drosophilidae. The record is from RefSeq and is a predicted model, not a curated record. Bases 31 to 795 code for a protein of 254 amino acids.